CCGAACCACUUCAAGAUUUCCACCAUCAAACCGCUCACUCCCACUCUCCGUUAAUUCACCCUCCCAACGCAACACCCUAAUGGCGUCUAGGAGACUUACUCUUAGCCUUGCGCAGGGCAUGCGCAGUCGUGCUGCAAAUUCUUUUGCCCGCCCGUUAAAGAGAGGUUUUGCUACACCCGUAUCGUCUCCCAUAGGUGCGAAGACCCAGACCACAACGUUAAAGAACGGUCUAACGGUUGCGACCGAAUAUUCGCCAUGGGCGCAGACCUCGACGGUGGGAGUUUGGAUCGAUGCUGGUUCAAGAGCCGAGACGGAUGAGACAAGUGGCACCGCACAUUUCCUAGAGCACUUAGCCUUCAAGGGUACUAAGAAGCGGACGCAAAACCAACUAGAACUCGAGAUUGAGAAUAUGGGUGGUCAUCUUAAUGCUUAUACCUCGCGUGAGAGCACCGUAUAUUUCUCCAGAGCAUUCAACUCCGAUGUUCCUCAGUGCGUCGACAUCCUCGCCGAUAUUCUUCAGAACUCGAGACUUGAGCCUUCUGCGAUCGAACGAGAGCGCGACGUCAUUCUUCGGGAAUCAGAGGAAGUUGAGAAGUUGAUGGACGAGGUUGUCUUUGACCACCUCCACGCCACCGCAUACGCCCACCAACCUCUAGGCCGCACUAUCCUUGGUCCCCGACAGAAUAUCCGUGACAUCACACGAACUGAACUUGACAACUACAUCAAGACCAACUACACGGCCGACCGCAUGGUUCUAGUCGGUGCCGGUGGAAUUCCCCACGACAAGCUCGUUGAUCUCGCCGAGAAAAACUUUGCCGACCUCCCCACUACGUCACCCCACAACGAAGCCUACCUCCUGUCCAAGCGAAAGCCCAGCUUUGUCGGAUCCGAAGUCCGAAUCCGAGAUGACACCAUCCCAUCUGCCCACAUCGCCCUCGCCGUCGAGGGUGUAAGCUGGGGUGAUGAGGACUACUUCACUGCUUUGGUCACGCAGGCUAUCGUCGGCAAUUAUGACAAGGCUCUAGGUAGCGCACCCCACCAAGGAAGCAAGCUGGGCUCGUUCGUCCACAACAACGAUUUGGCUAGCAGCUUCAUGAGCUUCUCCACAAGCUACAGCGACACUGGUCUAUGGGGUAUCUACUUAGUGAGCGACCAACUCACCCGUCUCGAUGACCUAGUUCACUUCACCCUCCGAGAAUGGUCCCGCCUCUCCAGCAACGUCACCGAACCCGAGGUUGAGCGAGCGAAGGCGCAGCUCAAGGCCGCCAUCCUUCUUUCCCUUGACAGCACAUCCGCCGUAGCCGAGGAUAUCGGCCGACAACUAGUCACAACAGGCCGCCGAAUGAACCCCGGCGAGAUCGAGCGUCUCAUCGACCACAUUACGGAGAAGGACGUAAUGGAUUUCGCCAGACGCAAGCUCUGGGACCAAGACGUGGCCAUCAGCGCCGUCGGCAGCGUCGAGGGUCUCCUCGACUACCAACGCAUCCGCAACGACAUGAGCCGAAACUUCUAGACGCCGGGAUACAACAACGACGACGACGAUGAAAAACUUGCACUACAUUUACGUGAUUGGGAAAGGUAUGCCGCCGCGGUUUUUGGCGGCUGCGGCUUGUUUUAAAGUGAGAGUGGGGGAGGGGAGAAGGGGAGGGAACAAGGCACAAAGAAGAAAAACCCGGUCAUAGAGUGUACCGAUAACUGAUAAUCACACGCUUAGCUGUACCAUACCAUAAAGAUUUUCUCCUGUUACGUUUGCACCUUUGGGUGUGGUGUCUUUGGCUUGGUGAAUACGUGUGGUGUGUUGAAUUGUGAUGAUAAGGAUGGUCUUUUUAUCGUGGUAAGUAUGACCCUAUUCAUCUUGUCUCUCCCCUCCCCUCUACGUUCUAAGCUACCUACUAUAAUAGCAUUUACCAAACUUUGAACUCAUACUCCCAACCAUAAACACGUAGGGAGUUCUCAUCCUUUUACACUCAUAACAUACGAUGAGCUGAUAAGUCGAGAAUAGGGACC
Molecule: messenger RNA, 2007 nt
Organism: Annulohypoxylon maeteangense
Lineage: Eukaryota; Fungi; Ascomycota; Sordariomycetes; Xylariales; Hypoxylaceae
Product: mitochondrial-processing peptidase subunit beta
Exons: 5
Coding region: 80-1513 (477 amino acids)
Cellular component (GO): mitochondrion
Molecular function (GO): metalloendopeptidase activity; metal ion binding
Source: RefSeq, a predicted model, not a curated record